Molecule: messenger RNA, 2843 nt
Organism: Pocillopora verrucosa
Lineage: Eukaryota; Metazoa; Cnidaria; Anthozoa; Scleractinia; Pocilloporidae
Product: spermatogenesis-associated protein 4
Biological process (GO): regulation of cytoskeleton organization
Cellular component (GO): axoneme
Molecular function (GO): microtubule binding
Source: RefSeq, a predicted model, not a curated record
CGCCCGAGAACAGACUAAAGCAGAUAUAUUGCGAGUUUAAGGGGAUUUUACACAAUUAUGAGCGGGUUACCCCGUGAAAUAUUGAAAUGGAUACAAAGCUUGGACCUCUCACAUCCCGUAAGAAAUACUAGAAGAGAUUUCUCAAAUGGAUAUCUCGUAGCAGAGAUUUUCUCUUGGUAUUUUCCACAAGAAAUUGAGAUGCACUCCUACGAUAAUGGCACAUCCCUGCCUUGUAGACAAGGGAAUUGGUCUCAACUACAAAGGUUUUUUCAACGUCAUGAAUUUGACAUUCCUAAAGAGGUAAUAGAGGGAACAAUUCAUUGCAAGCCUAAUGCCGCAGCUUUGUUAAUGGAGAAGAUAUACUUCCUGUUGACAAACAGAAAAAUCAAGAGUGCACCAGUAGAAGAUGAAUAUAACUUUACUGAUAGCAACUACCAAGAACAGCUUCCAGCUCAUGCAAGAUCUACAGCUUCAAUGGCCAUCAAAAAUAAUAUUGCAAAUACAGAGUUGUCAACUGAUCCAGAUCGUAUUCUCUGUCAACAAAAGGCCCAAGCUAUAAUUAAUGAUCACUUGGAGCAUAGAAGACAGGAAAGAGUUGAAGAUCCCCGUCGUUUUGGUAUUCGCCCAACACUUGGUCAGCGGUGUCCAAGGAAAGUUCCCCCAUCAAACUACAAUGAAUCGCUACAAAGACCCCAAAGGCAUACAAAAGGACACAAAAUAGAGGGCAAACCUGAUGAAAAUCAACCAGCAAAAUACACAGAAAUACAAGUAAACCAAGUGACAGACACAAGUGAAGGAUUUCUUCCUCCAAUACAAACUACUGGAAUGUACUCAAUGGUGCACUGAGGAUGGCAAUCAUGAAAACAAAAAAAAUUUAUCAGAAAUCCCAGCCUAUAAAUAUUCUUUGAUGAGACAGUCCCAUCAUUAACAAGCUUUUAAUAGCCUAUUCAUUCAAUUUUCAGUAACACACAUGUUAAAAGUUGUUUCUCUUUAGGUUCUUCAACCUUUUCUCCGCUAAGAUCUAAAUAUCUCCGACAUACAUUUCAUAAUUCAGCUCUGAGGAUUGUGAAAAACUAGUGUAAUACUUUCCUUUCUUCUUGUCACCUUUCUGCUUGACAACGUAGUGCUAUGUAAGGGAGAAAGUAGUCAUUCACAACAUUGUUUUGGAGAAAAAGAUUGGUUCUUGAUGUCACAGAUGAAGUCCUUUCAAUUGAUAACUCCAGCGUUGCUCAGUAAAUUUUGAUACCUGAUUUACCUUUCAAUCAAAUGCAUUCCAAUACUCAAUUUGUUCAAGAAAACAUCAGAUAAAGAUUAAGAGUGGCAUUCUUUUUUCUAAUUUUCAAUUUCAUUGUGUCAAGGCAAAUUUUUAUUUAGAUAUCUGAUAUGUUGUGUUGUAAAUAAACCUUGCUAUGUUUAAGUGUUUAAACUUGACUUAUCUUUAGUGUGUGGACAAGCAGUCCUCAUGUUUACGUGUCAGUAAUUGUCAGUUUGAAAUUGUGUGCUACAGGAUAUUUGUCAAGACAAAAAUUAAGACAAUAUUGACUCUCAUUUUAUUGAUAUUCAAAGGAAUAUACACUGAAGCUGAGUUAUACCAAAGAUAAAAAUCCUUACAUUUUUUUUUGUACAAAAAUAACCAAAAAAAUAAUAAUGGCUGACAUAUAUCUAUAUUUCUGUCUUAAAAAAAAACAAAUACUUACGAAUAACUCAUUAUCAAUUUAAAGCUCUGUAAAUCUGUAUGCCAUCAUGACUAGUGUUAACCAAUCCUAGAUAAUUAUAUUGAACUAACCAUAGAGACUUUGGGAUGCCUUCUCUUUGCGUAAUUUUUCAUGGCUGUUUUACUGUUGGUCAUAUCCCAUACAAAUCCUAAAGCUUUAACAUGACACUGAGGACCAGAUUCAUGAUUUGACGUCAGUUUUCAUUGACUAUAGUUACCAAAUCACUAACUCCUUAUUGACCACUUCAAAAUUCAAUUAUGUAAAAAAUUAGUUGUCCUUUAUGAGAAAAAAAGAACAAACUAGAAAGUUGGUUAACGUUUACACGUAGAAAACAUUGUUAAUUGUAAUCAAAACGUAAUGGCAACAUUUUCAAAACAAUACAAAAAUACAUUCUUUAUCGCAAUACAAAGUAAAAUGAUGACAUGACUAAGAGGUCUUAACAGCAAACCCUGCUCUCAUGAUCAUGACUGUAAGUGCUACUUCUGUUAAAUUUGGCAAGUCUACAAACAGGAUGAAGAGUACGAAAUUUUGAACAAUUUUUACCACGAGUGAAGAUUACUGUUACAAACGUUUAUAUCAGAAAGUUGGUUUACUAGGGAAUGAAAGUUUCAAAUGUUUUCAAACUUACCCGGGUUAUAACGUUUACGUGAAAAAAAAAAUGAAUGAAAAAACGAAAUUCUUUAUCAGAUACAAGCACGAACAGUCAAGAUCUGCGUGGAACGCGUUUGACGCGACUUUAGCGUGGAUCACUUUAAAACUUGCAAGGCUUAAGUUGCACGUGACCACGCGAAGCUUGCGUGGAUCCUAACUACUGACACGGGUUUGCUUGGUUUCGCGUGAUUAACGCUCCAUUCCGCGUUCUCCUCGAGUUUCACGCUCCCCUAUGACAAGCAUAUUGCUUGUUCCUCAAUUUCCUUCGAAACAAUCUAGGAAUGCAACGCGUACAAAAUUUCAAUUCUAAUUUUAACCUCUUACGAGUUUAUUAAACUCGUUUUUUCUGAUGCAUCCUAACUAAUGUAUGAACAGGUAGAACCCAUUUCUAAUAAACUUUGAUAUUUACUUUCAAUUAUUUUCAUUUUCUGAUCACGAAUGUGUUACCGUUUAUCAUCCUUACAAAUUAUCGUCACU